CAAAAUUAAAUAGUAUCAAGCAUGGCAGGAAGAAGCCUAGAGGAAACGCCCACUUGGGCUGUGGCCGUUGUUUGCUUCGUUUUGCUCUCCAUAUCUAUCUUCAUCGACCACAUCUUCCAUCUCAUUGCAAAGUGGUUGCAAAAGAAGCACAAAAAAGCUCUAUUUGAGUCACUCGAAAAAAUCAAAUCAGAGCUUAUGUUAUUGGGGUUCAUAUCGUUGCUACUAACAGUAGGACAAGGUGUAAUAUCGAGGAUUUGUAUAACAGAAAAGGUUGCCGACACAUUUCACCCCUGCCCAAAGGAUCAUCAUCAAACCAGUAGUCGCCGGAGAUUACUUUCCGAUAACCAAAAUCACCGUCGUAUUUUGGCGGCCGGAGGAACCGACAAGUGUCCCCACGGUAAAGUCCCGUUUGUCUCAUCGGAGGGUAUUCACCAACUACAUAUAUUUAUCUUCGUGCUCGCUGUUUUUCAUGUCCUUUACUGCAUACUCACUCUGGCUUUAGGUAAAGCAAAGAUGAGAAGGUGGAAACGAUGGGAAGAGGAAACCAAGACAGCAGAGUACCAAUUUUCACACGAUCCUGAACGGUUCAGAUUUGCAAGAGAGACAUCGUUUGGGAGAAGACACUUGAAAUUUUGGACCCAAAAUCCUGUCCUUGUUUGGAUUGUUUGUUUCUUCAGACAGUUUGUACGAUCAGUUCCUAAAGUAGAUUAUUUGACCUUAAGGCACGGAUUUAUGAUGGCACAUUUGGGGUCUCAAAGUCACCAGAAAUUCGACUUUCGGCAAUAUAUCAAAAGAUCUUUGGAAGAGGAUUUUAAAGUGGUUGUUGAAAUCAGUCCUCCAAUAUGGUUCAUCGCAGUGCUUUUUCUCCUGCUUAAUACUCAUGGUUGGUACUCUUAUAUAUGGCUACCAUUUGCUCCUUUGAUUAUCAUUCUUUUAGUUGGAACCAAAUUACAAGUGAUCAUAACAAAGAUGGGUCAAAGAAUUGAACAAAGAGGAGAGGUCAUAAAGGGCAUGCCACUAGUGCAACCAGGGGAUGAUCUAUUUUGGUUUAAAAAACCUCGACUUAUUCUCUACCUCAUUAAUUUUGUGCUCUUUCAGAAUGCUUUUCAGCUUGCCUACUUUUCAUGGACCGCGCUUCAAUUUGGCGUGAAAUCUUGUUUCCACUCCCAUACAGAGGAUUUGCUGAUCAGAAUCUCAAUGGGGCUCUUUGUUCAAUUCCUUUGCAGCUACGUGACUCUUCCUCUCUAUGCUCUCGUGACACAGAUGGGAUCGAGUAUGAAGGCAACCAUAUUCAGUGAAAGAGUGGCGGAGGCUAUAAGGAAGUGGCACCACACGGCGAAGAAGCAGAUAAAAAAUAACCAUGGGCUGGCCUCACAGUCACAGACCCCUUUCUCAAGCAGGCCCACAAGCCCGGCCCAUCCCCUUCGCCACUACCGCAGUGAAAUAGACACCUUCCUCUCAUCUCCAAUAAGAUCCGAGUCUUUGGCCCAUCAGCCCAACGACAUUGAUUCACUCUCAUACUUUAACUCACAUCAUCACAGGUCCAAGGUUAAUGCUGCUUCUAUCUCAAUUGAAAUGGGUCACCUGGCCCAUGAUCCACCACAAAAUGUGAAAGAACCCAGCUCUGCCCUUGAGGGCUCAGACCCGACUCAACACGAGAGGGAAUUUUCAUUUGAUAAAAGAUUACAAAUUUAAUUUUAUAAAAUGUGAAAAUUACAUGAUUGUAGUAACAUAGGAAGCAAAAGUGUUAUGUAUAGAUAGUAGUAGGAUAACGAUGUAAUUUGAAUAUGUCAAGAAAGGAAUAAAGUAUGGUGGAAUUUUGUUCACUUAGAUACGAGAAAAAGUUAUGACUUUGACGUAAACAGAAGACCGAACUUUGUGACACAUUCUUUAGGCAAGUAAAUAUGAGUCUUGAAAGUCGUAACAGAAAUUAG
Cajanus cajan (pigeon pea) is the source of this 1934-nucleotide messenger RNA. The record is from RefSeq and is a predicted model, not a curated record. NCBI's taxonomy places the organism in Eukaryota, Viridiplantae, Streptophyta, Magnoliopsida, Fabales, Fabaceae.